Lichtheimia ornata is the source of this 867-nucleotide messenger RNA. RefSeq lists its product as uncharacterized. The coding region runs from base 1 to 867 and encodes 288 amino acids. The record is from RefSeq and is a predicted model, not a curated record. The transcript has a single exon. Lineage: Eukaryota; Fungi; Mucoromycota; Mucoromycetes; Mucorales; Lichtheimiaceae.
AUGUCCUCCCUGAAGGCUUUUGGAUUUCAGGUCCGGAAGGGAAAAACCAAAGAUGCACAGUGGUCAGAUUCCAGCACAUGCACCAAAGCAGCAGAUCACAGCACCUUGCCAUGGUUAGCACCAUCCGCCAAACAACCUCCAGUAAAAACCAAAUCGACCAUUGUCACCACAAAGAGUGCUUCCAUUGAGCCUGUUUCCAAAAAGAAAGCAACCUCAUCAGCUUCUAAAUCGAAUACCAUUACGCGUUACUUUACGCGCACACCCACCACCACGCCACAACAAGGGAUAUCCAUGAAGAACGACACCAAUGCCAAUGUUGACGCUGACGGGGAGACAUGUCUAUGCGUGGUGCGAAAGCGUAUACCCAUCACGUCAAUAUGGAGCACUCUUUUAGAAGAAUACAGCUUCUCUGUUGAUGAUUCAGACGACCCCAGCGAUGAUGAUGAUGAUGAUAGCGACUUUUAUUACGGACAUGUGGAACAGCACCAGCAAGGUUCAAGGGAGGACAUGAUGAUGUUGGACACCGUAAUGACAAGUAUGGAACCAAGAGGCACUCGACGCAAGAUACGUGAUGAUGACGAUGACGAGGGUGGUGGCGAUUUGAAUGGAACCAGCCUGAAUAGGCGGCUUCACAGCAGGAGUAAGAUUAGCAAAACAGAUCUCGUCUCGGCAUUUCAACAGGUUCUGACAAUGAAUCCUCGUAUCAUUGGGGUACCAGUGACAAACAUGCUAAAGGAAAUGGAGCAAGAACAAGAUGACCAAGAUGAUGAAGAAGAAGAUAGAACAAGAAAUGUACGGAAACGGAUGACUCAAGAAGAAGCAGCGACACUAUUACAACUUAUUACAGAAGAAUUCUUGCUGUAUUAG